Molecule: messenger RNA, 652 nt
Organism: Plectropomus leopardus (leopard coralgrouper)
Lineage: Eukaryota; Metazoa; Chordata; Actinopteri; Perciformes; Serranidae
Source: RefSeq, a predicted model, not a curated record
CCUUGAAGAAGACUCCGCUGUUUGACUUCCACAGGGAGCAUGGGGGGAAGAUGGUGGAGUUUGCAGGCUGGAGUAUGCCCGUCCAGUACAAAGACAGUCACAUCGCCUCACACAUGCACACCAGAGAGCACUGCUCCAUCUUCGAUGUCAGCCACAUGCUGCAGACCAAAGUCCACGGCAAAGACAGGGUGAAGUUCAUGGAGUCUCUAGUAGUUGCAGAUAUUGCAGAACUCAAAGACAACCAGGGUACACUGUCCCUCUUCACCACUGAGAAAGGAGGGAUUAUUGAUGACCUCAUUGUGACAAAGACAGACCAGGGCUACCUCUACGUCGUCUCCAACGCUGGCUGCGCUGACAAGGACUCGGCUCAUAUGAAGGCCAGACUGGCAGAGUUCAAAGCUGCAGGUUUUGAUGUGGAUCUGGAGUUCCUCGAUGAAGCGCUGAUUGCUUUGCAAGGUCCAUCCAUGUCUCAGGUGCUCCAGGUAGGGCUGAAGGAGGACCUCAGUAAGCUGACCUUCAUGACCUCCACAUUGGCCACAGUGUUUGGUAUUCCUGGCUGCAGGGUCACCCGCUGUGGAUACACUGGAGAGGACGGGGUGGAGGUCAGAAGCUCUCUCUGUCUUGCUCUCUUUGCUAGAAAUUGGCACUUAAA